Messenger RNA from Chinchilla lanigera (long-tailed chinchilla), 2142 nucleotides. It is a transcript of the gene Crcp, whose product is annotated as CGRP receptor component. Gene Ontology annotation, biological process: transcription initiation at RNA polymerase III promoter. Gene Ontology annotation, molecular function: nucleotide binding. The coding region runs from base 575 to 790 and encodes 71 amino acids. The transcript has 5 exons. Gene Ontology annotation, cellular component: RNA polymerase III complex. The record is from RefSeq and is a predicted model, not a curated record. Lineage: Eukaryota; Metazoa; Chordata; Mammalia; Rodentia; Chinchillidae.
CCGUUCACGGCUGUGGGCCGGGGGGCACAGCUGGGGACUGUCAGAGCACUGGGAGCUCGCGUGGGGACCGCGAGCGGUCCGCGUCGGCGUGCGCGCAGGGCGACCUCCAGCUGGGAAGGGCCUGGAGAGGGGCCCCCGCGCCCCGCCCGCGUCCUGUGCCUCCUCCCCGCCUCAUCCGCGUGCUGGGGCCGGUGGGGCGGGGAGCCCGGCCUGGUGUCGGAGCGCGGGGUUAGGAGCUGUGGAGCAGGGCCGCCCUCCCUGGAGGUCCCUGGAGGCGGUUCGGACGCUCUGCGAGAGAGGCAUGCUUGGGACUGGAGCUCUCCGAGUUCGAUGCGUUGUGCGCCGCAGGAGCAGCACAGCGUCUGUGGGUGUUGUAUGCGUGUGUGAGAAGGAGUAGAAGCCUGAGUUUCAACGCCGCAUGGUCUUGGCCUUGCUUGCUCAAGGAAAGAUGCGAAUUCUGCGCUGCUCAGUAACUACGAGGUGUUCCAGUUACUAACUGAUCUGAAAGAGCAGCGUAAAGAAAGCGGGAAGAUGAAACACAGUGCAGGGCAGCAGAACUUGAACACCAUCACCUAUGAAAGCUGAAAAGCUGCAGCUGCUGAACCACAGGCCGAUGACCGCUGUGGAGAUCCAGCUGAUGGUGGAGGAGACGGAAGAGCGGUUCACAGAGGAGGAGCAGAUCGAGGCGCUGCUCCACACCGUAACGAGCAUCCUGCCUGCCGAGCCGGAGGCGGAGCAGCGGACCGGCGCCAGCAGCGCCGAGGCGAUGGACGAGGAGGGCCCAGCCUAGAGGAGCGCGGGGCCGGGCCGCUCACGGGUAGAGGGCCGGCAGCCGCUUCCUGGCCAUUCGGAGGACUGUUUCUUUGCUUUUCCCAUCUGUCCCAGCAGCCUGUUUCCAGGGGUGGUUGGGAAAAAUCAUCAAGAAAUAAGUGAAUGGAGAUACUCGGGCCUCGAGGAGGAGCCGCAGUGAGGUCAGGCUGAGGUUACUGUGGCAGAGAGCCAGAGGAAGGACAGUGACUGGCCACGCCGGUGGGAGCGCCCUUUCCUGUGGCCUUUGCUGCUCGCAGGAGCCCUGAGUGUCCACAGAUGGCGAAGCACUUGUGUGGCCCCUGAUGAGCUGCGUGGUAAUGACUUUCAUCUGCUUUCCGAGGGACCCCGGGCAGAGCUGGGAGGGCCGCUGACGAGAGCUGAAUUAUGGGAACCUGGUUGGAGGGCUCGGACCCCAGAGCAGCGAAUAGUGGCUGUAGGUCAGGACGAGCGCUGGCCUCGCCUGCCUGAGGGAACGUGGACGUCGGGUGAGUGAAGACCAGGCCUCGCGAGGGCUGCCUUCGGGUCUCACUGCCUGGUCCCAGGUGAUCGCGGCCGGCUCUCCAGACCACACGGCUGCGACCAGGCACAGUGGGGCUUCCUGGCUGACCUGUUUCCUGGCCGGGCCUGGCCGGGCCGGCGGUGACGCAGACCAGGUGAGCCUCGCUGCAGAAGGAAAUCAUUUGCGCCUUUAAAGGGGGCAUCGUUAGGCAGUUCUUCCAUGACCAGAGCGGGAAACCCUGGAUCGACUAAUAAGAAUUUGCACUUGCUAUUACAAGGUUGCCUCAGUUUUUGAAUUUAGAAUAAUAAUUACCACGUGAAGACCUUUUAAUAUUCGGGCUUUGCAGAGUUAGGACUUCCAGAUGGGCCUGUGGUUGCCGUCUCCAUUCCCUAUUCCGUUUGGGGCAGAAAAUGCCCAUGUGUACUAAUCUUCCGGUUGGUGCUUGUUUUGGCCUAAGAUUACGUAUCUUCAGUGUUAUUAAUUGAGUUACUUGCGACCCUUGUCCUUCCCAGUUUAUUCUGAACCUCCUCCCUGCCGCAGUUGGCUGCGGUUGCUGCCUUUACCAUCCGAAGAGUGGUGAAGUCUUUGGAGGCCGCGCUGAGAGCCACAGGUUUGGGGUUAAAUCUCUGUCAGUAGGGGGAUCCAGUCGGAGCUGCUGAUUGCUCGUGCCUGUUUCUCUUUUACCCUUACUAGAAAUGUGUGAGAUGGUUUCUCGAUGGGUUUAAGCCUUACACUAGCGAGUGAGAAGUUUUCCAGCUGUUGCCAACCUUUGCAUUUUCUUUGAAGAAUUUGCAUUGUCACAGGCUGAGAAAUAAAAUCACAUCUGACUUAAA